AUUCUGUUAUACAAUAUAAAGUGAUCUGCUCAGAGCAUCAAAAUUAAACCCGGCUCGCACUUUACUCGUGGCAGACGUGUUGUGUCAGUGAUACCGUCCAUAAGUUUAUAAUUUGUUAAAAUGGCACCGCAAAUUAAAUACACUAAGUUGUUCAUCGACAAUGAGUGGGUGGACGCAAAGAGUGGCAAGACCUUUGACACAUACAGUCCUCAUGAUGGAUCCGUCAUCGCCAAAGUGGCUGAAGGUGACAAGGCGGAUAUCGACUUAGCUGUCGCUGCAGCAAAGCGUGCUUUCCACCGUAACUCCCCAUGGCGGCAACUAGACGCCUCACAACGCGGUGAAAUCAUUCGCAAGUUCUCUGACCUCGUCGUCAGAGAUAUAGACUAUCUCACAGAGUUAGAAUCCUAUAACAAUGGGAUGGUACUCAACAACGCAAAAGUGUUUGUAGGAAGUGCUGUUAACGUUAUUCGGUCUGCAGCCUCGUGUGCAGAUAAGGUACAUGGAGAUACCAUUCCUGCAGAUGGCGAGGUGUUCACAUAUACAACAAGGCACCCUAUUGGUGUGUGUGGUAUCAUCCUCCCCUGGAACGGUCCCAUUUACCUAUUCGCUAACAAAGUUUGCACAGCAUUAGCAGCAGGAUGUACCGUGGUUGUCAAGCCAGCAGAGCAGACUCCGUUAACCGCGUUGGUGUUGGCGGCGCUACUGAAAGAAGCCGGUGUACCCAAGGGCGUCGUCAAUGUCGUCAAUGGCUUUGGCCCUGGUGCCGGAACAGCUCUCACUCAUCACAGCGAUGUCGCCAAGAUUUCUUUCACGGGAUCAGUUGAGGUUGGCAAAUUGAUCCAACAAGCUGCUGGAGUAAAUAAUUUAAAGAGGGUCACAUUGGAGCUCGGUGGCAAGAGUCCUCUGGUUAUCAUGAACGAUGCUGAUUUGAAUCUGGCGGUACCUUUUGCUGCUAAUGGAGUAUUCUUCCAUCAAGGACAAGUGUGCGUCGCAGCUUCUCGCUUAUACGUUCAAUCUGGAAUUUACAACAAAUUCUUGGAAGAAGCUGUAAAAUACGCAAAGACUAUCAAGGUUGGAAAUCCAAGAGAUCCCGCUACCCAAAACGGUCCACAGAUUGACAACGAAAUGAUGACAAAAGUACUUGGCUACAUCGAAAAGGGCAAAAAAGAAGGCGCAAAGUUGUUAUGCGGUGGUAACAGAAUCGGCACAACUGGUUACUAUAUCCAACCCACAAUUUUCGCUGACGUCACAGAUGAUAUGACUAUCGCAAAGGAAGAGAUUUUCGGCCCAGUACAAAGUAUUCUGAAGUUUGACACCCUGGAGGAAGUUAUAGACAGAUCCAACAACACAAACUACGGUUUGGCAGCUGGAAUCUUCACGACCAGUCUUAACACCGCCUUACAAUACUCCAAGCACGUCGAGGCUGGCACAGUUUGGGUCAACACAUACCUACACUUCACUCCUCAGACACCGUUCGGAGGUUUCAAAGAGUCUGGAGUUGGACGUGAAAAUGGCCUAGACUCUGUGCUAUCUUACACCGAAGUGAAGACUGUAUGUUUUUCAUUGCCCAAGAAGGUUUGAAGAUAUUUACAUUAAAAAUGUACUGUUGUCGACGAAGGUACCUGUGCGUGAAGAAAACGUUAUUAACCAAAAAUAUAUUGUUUUUAAUUCUACUUAUUAUUCUUUAAGUAAAUGAUUAUUAUAAUAA
Messenger RNA from Helicoverpa zea (corn earworm), 1708 nucleotides. Its product is annotated as aldehyde dehydrogenase 1A1-like. The record is from RefSeq and is a predicted model, not a curated record. Lineage: Eukaryota; Metazoa; Arthropoda; Insecta; Lepidoptera; Noctuidae. Gene Ontology annotation, molecular function: aldehyde dehydrogenase (NAD+) activity. The transcript has 11 exons. Bases 121 to 1581 code for a protein of 486 amino acids.